CCAAAUUUUAAGCUUAUCUAAAUAGUUUUAGAAUGUAUAAAUAUUAUGUUAAAUAUUUUUUUAAAGAAUACUGACAUGUAUUACACCUUUUUUAGUAGGCAAAGGUGGUAAAAAAGACUAAAAACGAUUUGAAUUGAUACGAUCCUGUACAGUCAACUGACCAACCUAGUCCAUGUAGCUAUGGCAACGAAAUUGUUUGUUGUGAUGUUAAACGGCCAAAUAAAAUUUCGUAUACAUCGUAGUGAAACAUAAUAAAUAAGGACUUUUCAAAUUAGCAGCAUACUGCAAUGUCUAAAUCCAAAUGAAAUACAGCAACCAAUUUCGAAGUGUCGAGAACUGUCUGAAUAUCGUUCAUUAUUCUUUAAUUAACUUAUUUCAUAAGCAAAAAUGGAUUCUAUUAAUCUACUAGCCCGUGAAGAUGAGUUCAAAAAGCUGAAUAAACAACUAGAGAAGAAAAGUGAGAGCUUAAUGAAACAAAUAGAACUAGUACUGCAAAAACCGGAUUCAUAUUCAGAGUUCACAACAACAACAAAGAAACAUUCGUGUGAUAUGCAAAAGCAAUUAACACAAACACAUGCACAUAACGAAACAAGAAAUGUUAAAAGUAGAUCAAAAAUAUCAAAGUCAAUAUCUGAACAACAAGUAAGCAGGUUAAUGGAUGCUGACGGAUCGAAUAAUGACUUGAAUAACGGCCCACAACAAAUAACUGUUGCUUCGAAUAGUGUUAGAACUGUGUGUGACUGCUGCAACGUUAAAUCUAAUGAUAUGGAAUUCCUAUAUGCCUUUGUUUGUGUACAUGUUAAAGAUAAAUUACUACCGCAAUCGUAUGCAAAAGAUAACAUAACGGUAGAGAAAGUGUGCAAAUUUCUGUCCUCAAAAAUUAAAUUAUUGCAAGAGCAAAUUGACAAGUUACAAAGCACAAUAAGCGGUAAGAAAACGCAAUGCGAAGCGCACCUAACCAGACUGGCUGAUCUGGAAAACGAGAGGAUGUCUCUAUUGAACAAGAACAGCAACCUGAGGACAGCCUCGCUCGAGAUGAAGGCCAAAUGUCAUUCACUGCAGAACAGACUCGAGGAGAAAGAUAAGCUUUACAAAGAGCAGAGGAGCGUCGCCGACGCAGCCUCCAAUGAGCUUAAAAAGUUCAAAACGAAAGUCGUCGGCCUGGAGGCGAGGUGCGCGUCACACGAGGACGUCAUCGACAACCUGAAGCAGCAAAUUGAGACUUUGAAGAUCAACGAAAAGGAGCUACGCGAUUCAACCCGGAACUUGUCGUCCGCGAGCCAAGCCAAAAUAUCCAAGCUAGAAGCACACGUCAGCGCGCAGAACAAACAAUUAGACAGACAAACAAGACUCAUUAGUAACCUGAGGAGGCAGAUCAGUCUGAUGUCCACAAGUGGGGCUCUGAAAGUUUUGGAACAAGAAUAUUGCAAGCUUUUGGAUGAGAUUUGA
Molecule: messenger RNA, 1449 nt
Organism: Bombyx mori (domestic silkworm)
Lineage: Eukaryota; Metazoa; Arthropoda; Insecta; Lepidoptera; Bombycidae
Product: testis-expressed protein 9
Exons: 6
Coding region: 388-1449 (353 amino acids)
Source: RefSeq, a predicted model, not a curated record